CCACCUUGGUAACCAUCCACCGCCGGCACCACUUAAUUCUGGUCACGGCACCGACAAUGCUAGCAACAAAUGGCUUUCCAAUUGCAUGCCAGAGCGGCCCGACCCGGCCAGCAACACGGCUUUGCUGAAUCCCUUGGUGCAGCUUCGGCACCGCCGCCUUCGACCCUUGCUGCACAGCUCGUCGAGAACAUCUCGGCUUCGGCCACGAAAUCCUCCCGACCAGACGAGACCACCGAAUUGAAGCGCUUGUUUGCCACGAUCGAGAAAGUCAAAAAUGACCCGGACUGUCUCAUGACCCACGAAGAACGCGUCCAGCAUAAUCACUUGCUCGUCUACGUCUGCGGCGGCGUGUUUCUGGAGAGCCUCAAGCUGGACGAUGCCUUUGCCGACCGGGAGCGGCUAGAGGCGGAUGCGCUGAAGGCGGUCAACUUUCUUGAGGUUACAAUCAAGGAGACGCCGACUGUGCUCAAAUGUACUACCGAUGGCGAGACAUUCUUAGGGAGGGGCAGGGAGCCUCUUUGGGUGUGGAUCUUGCCCAAGUUGUUGCGCAUGCUGGGGCACCGGCGAUGUUUGGGGGUAUCAAGAAAGAUUGAGGAGCUGUGUCGGUAUAUGCUGGUGCUUGCGGCGCAGGAUGCGGCGCUAUGGGAUUUGGGAAGGGGGUUGAUGGACUACUUGCGAACAAAUCUUGGUGCCAUCCUCGCCCGUUUGGAGCUAAGCGUCCCAUCACCGCACGAACGUCCCGUCGAGAUCAAACUGCCGCCUAAGCCGUUCCUCGAGGCGCUCGCUGAUGGCGCCCCCCGGGGAUGCUCCUUCGCCCUCACUGAUGCCGAACACGCGAUCCGACAUGCUGUGAGCCUCUUGACAGUAAUCAAGGGUGCAGUCACAUCCAAGUCAACCACGCAAGCCUUUCUCCUCUACGGUCAGACCCAAGUCUGGCUUUUGGACACGCUGCAACCCCUUAGCUCGAUCCUGGUGACCUGGCCCACGCUCGUUGGAGUCACUUUCGGCCACAUUCUCGAGAUCGCCACAGAUCUAGUCGAGGCUCACAGCGACACACAUGGCUCCUACCAAGCCGUUUAUCACAAGGCCAGUGCCGUUCUGGUGGCAGUUUGCGCCCACCUUCUGCAGAAUCCCAAACCGUUCCUGGCAGAAGACGACGAUAGCAUAUCUCUGAGACGACGGUUCUGCUUCGCUUUUAUCCAACUGGCAAAAGCCGCAGCCAAACAUGCUCCAACGUCACGACUCAUAGCCUGUGGGCUCAUCACUCCUGCGCAGCGGCUGGCCUCGGAGCACUCCGUCGCUGGGGCGGGAACUGAUAUCUGGCGUUCUGUGCAACUUCUGAGAGAGGUUACGACGUAUUCUCCACCCGGGUUGGCCAACAAGGGGACAGGGCCGUCUAUGUUCGUUGACGUUGAACUACGCCAGCAGGUCAAGAAGUUGGUGAUUGGGCGAAAGAGCGGCAAUACCAUGGUUCCGCCGGCGAAGCGCAGGAAACUGAAUGAUCAACAACCGAAGCUGUUGCUUGACCUGACAAGCCAGGUGUGUCGACUGGUGAAUGCUGACCCCGACAGUUCCAUGGAUGAACUGGAGCCUCGAAUCAUUGAACGGUUUCCCCAUCUGGAUGAGGAUGACCAGUGCCGUCUUAUCGACAUCAUAUCCCGGAUUCCAUGUGCUGCGGACUAUACCCUGCAGCGUAAGCGAACAGGACCACCAGCGACACCUGCAUUCCAGUGUGCAUUUUGCUCCAAGGCAAAGCCGGUCGGAUCGCCGCCUGAACUUCGACAUGAACCGGCCAAGUCUGCCGGGGUCGCCAUGUUCAGCCAUGUCAUUAAGCUUCCCAGCUUCCUGGAGUCGAGACGGCUUCGGGUUUUCGCUAUGAUUGCUCUCCGGCGAAUCGCCAGACACUCGACGGGCGGCGAGAUUUGGGACUUGGAGAAAUCCGGUCCAGGACAGGGGUGCCUACAAUCUCUGCAAAGCUCCAUCCGAGAACUUCGUAUUGCUGCUGGACGAGCGCUCAUCGUGUUCGUCUCAGAACCAACCACGGCCGAUUUUGACUGGGAAGUUUUAAAACGGAACAGGACCAAUGCCCUUAGUUUCCUCAAGUCGCUCUCAGAUAAGGCGGCCCAGAAUUUGCAAGAGACUUGCAUAAUGGCAUGGGCCCAGGUGGGCAAAGCUGUUUCCGCCGACGAGCUUAACCUUGUCGUCAUCAAGCUCGUCGAGUAUCUAGGGCACCGCAACAUGGUAUUGUCCGGUCUCGCCUUCAACGAGAUUUUGAAUCUUGCUGAGUUUCGGGGAGAGACCCCAGUUCAGCUGUUCCAGCCUUUUUGGCCAAGCUUAGCGUUCUGUGCCGUCAAAGACCUAGUGUCCAAGCCGCAGACGGCACGGCUGAUUGCUGAUCUGAUGCAGAUGAGCGUGUUGGAUCUCUUGCUUACGAUCCAGAAACACGCCCUUCCCUGGCUGGUCCUCACAAAGAAACGGGAGGUGAUACAGAAAAUCACCGAGGCGAGGGGAGAGACCGAGACCUGGCAGACCUGCAUGGAUCCGGCGAACCUGCCAUGUAUUCUGGCUCUUCUCCUCGUGCAGGAUGCUCCCGACAUAGCUGCCCAUGCCAUGUCAUUGCUUGGACAUGUCUCCUCCCACAUCGACAGGUUCGAGCUAGUGGAGUUGCUUCGGACAGAUCCCCUAACUAUCGCCUUGGAGCUCUUUAAAGCUGGUUCUGGAGCUAAUGAGGCACGCAGGGAAAGGGUCCGGGCAGCCCUUUACACGAUGGCCACUCUUCUCCUGGCCGACCAAAAAGAGAGAAAAACGAAGAAAUCGGAUGUUGUUGGGCGCUAUCUUCAACAGCAUGCUCUUGGGUUAACCGCACGGUUGAGCGAAGAAAUCAAUGGAACUUGGCCGUCCCGUCCCCUGGUCUCAGAACAGAGGAAAUGUCUUGGGGCCAUGGAGGAAAUGAUUAAGAUCUGCAAGUCCUACAUGUGCAUCGCUCGGCCACAGAUCUCGGCAUGCCUGAUCUCUGCCCUGGCAUCCGACGACCUCCGAACCGCUGCCUUUUCCUGCUGGGAGGCCAUGCUCACCCACAUGGAGGACGCUGACCUGGAGGCUCAGAUCGAGACGACUUUCUUCAUCAUUGGAUACUAUUGGAAGACCUUCGACUCAGGGACCAAGAAAAGGGCGCAUGAUCUGAUCACAGCUAUGCUGAAGGAUUAUGAGGCCCUCUUGAAGAAAUACUCCAACCGACUACCCUCUCUCCAACAUAUCGAGGAGCUGACGGACAUCUGCAAGGCAUUAGAAGCCCUCCGCCCUCCCUUGGAUAACAGGGAGGCGUUUGCUGUCUUUGCUCAGCGGCUGAGCCACGAGAAUCCCGGUGUCAUUGAACAAGCGUUAGUCGAGUUGGUUGCGUUCCUCGACAAGAACCAAAAAGACCUCCAAGCAUCAGCCGUCAGCGAGCAACCUGACUCGGUCGUCACCACGCUUGCUCGCUCAUUGCUGGACUGUUCCGCCAAGUACAAUGGCUGGCAUGCCGACAUCACCCGCCUCUGUGCCCAGGCAAUGGGCCUCAUCGGUUGCCUGGACUCGAACCGUAUUGAGACCACCCGAGAAGAGAAGCAAUUCGUCGUCGUCCACAACUUCACGGAUGCCCGUGAGACAACCGACUUUGUCGCAUUCAUGCUCGAAAACGUGCUUGUCAAGGCAUUCUUGUCAACGACCGACACCAAAUUCCAGGGUUUCCUCUCCUAUGCCAUGCAGGAGUUGCUGGAACGGACUGACUUCAAGUUCGCUUGUGCUCAUGCGGGCGAGGAGGCCAGCGAACCUAUCUACAGGAAGUGGCUCGCCAUCUCGGACAGUGCAAGAGAAGUCUUGACGCCAUUUCUGUCCUCGAGGUUUGCCAUCGCGCCCAUGCCGCAUCAGACAACUGAGUAUCCCAUCUUCAAGCCCGGGAGAUCGUACGCUGCCUGGCUGAGGGCCUUUGUCCUUGACCUUCUCCGCAGCCCACAGAAUCCGUUCAGCAUGACAGUCUUCGAGCCGCUCUGCCGACUUAUUAAGGUCAAGGACCUCGCUGUUACUGAGUUUUUGCUGCCUUAUGUGGUUUUGCACGUGGUUGUUGGCCAGGAAGAGUCGGAUGAGUUCAGAAACAAGGUCUCCGCUGAGUUAGCGGCUAUCCUGAAGCACCAGCCAGCGGAGACCGCCUCGUAUGUUGAGAAAGAGGAAAAGAAGUUGUUCUAUCAAGCUGUUUUUCGCAUCCUUGACUAUUGCAUGAGGUGGAUGCAAGCGAAAAAUUCCCAGCAUGGACUGACAGUGAAGGACCAGACAUGGAUCGGAUGGGUUCAGGGGCUGAUUGGCUCUCUUGACGCAGAGCUGAUAUCGCAACGAGCAGUCGACUGCAACGAGUAUGCCCGGGCGUUGUUCUUUCUGGAGCCGCACAUCGAGAGUCGGGAGAAGACAGCCGAGAAGGAAGAGAACGACCGGAUCCUGCAGUCUCUCCAGAACAUUUACACACAAAUUGACGAUCCCGAUGGCCUCGAGGGCGUCUCAGCGCAUCUGCAACACAUCACCCUGGACCAGCAGGCGCUUAAUCACCGCAAGGCAGGCCGGUGGACGGCAGCACAAACAUGGUAUGAAAUUCGGCUUGCUGAAUGUCCCGACGAUGCGGACAUUCAGGUGGACCUUUUGACAUGCCUGAAGGAAUCCGGACAGCACGAUGUCUUGCUCAACUACGUCGAAGGGAUGACUGUAAGCACGGUGAACAGAAUCGCGCCGUUUGCCGUCGAGGCAGCCUGGGCGACCGGCCGGUGGCAGACCCUCGAGAAAUAUCUCCGGCUGUACAAUGCUGGUGACGUCUCCGAAGUCUUCGACCUCGGUGUCGGACAAGCUCUGCUCUGUCUCAAGGAUGGGAAUGUGGAGAAGUUCAAAGAGCACAUCCAAAUGCUUCGAGAUAAGGUGGCUGGCUCGUUGACUUACUCUGCGACGUCCUCCCUGCGUGCCUCUCACAACGCCAUGCUCAAGUGUCAUGUCUUGAGCGAUCUGGAAAUGAUUGCGAACGAAAAUAUCCAGGGAGAUGGAGAUCGACAAGCUGUCCUUACGGCCUUGGACCGGCGGUUGGAGGUGCUCGGGGCGUACGUGAGUGACAAGCAGUAUCUGCUCGGAAUCAGGCGAGCAGCAAUGGAGCUGAUGCGGCCCAAGUUUGGAAACGAGGACAUCUCUUUGCAGUGGCUGUCCAGCGCCAGACUGGCCAGGAAGUCUGGGUCCAUGCACCAGUCCUUCAACGCAGUGUUGCAUGCUCAGCAGCUUGGCGAUGGUUCCGCUAUUAUCGAGAACGCCAGGCUGUUGUACAAGGACGGCCAUCACCGCAAGGCUAUCCAAAUCCUGCAGCACGCCAUUUCAACCAACACAUUCAUCAGCGACAGCUACAUGAGCAUCAGUGUGCCGCCGACCUCUAGCAAAGGGCCAGAGACACAGCGCAGCUUAUUGACAGCGAGAGCCCACCUGCUCCUUGCAAAAUGGCUCGAUUCAACGGGCCAAACCCAUGCCAGCGCGCUACGAUCGCAAUAUCAACAAGCGGCGAAGACGCAUCCACAGUGGGAGAAGGGCCAUUAUUAUCUUGGUCGCCAUUACAAAAAAGUGCUGGAUUCGGAGAAGGCACUGAAACCAGACGACCAAUCCGACGAAUACUUGAGCGGUGAAACUGCAAAGCUGGUCAUCGAGAACUAUCUACGUUCUCUCAACUUCGGGACGAAGUAUCUCUCCCAGACGUUGCCACGGAUCUUGACGCUCUUUCUCGAACUGGGCGCUCAAGUUGACAAAGCCCCCGAUGGCAAAAUCUCGCUGUCUCGGCAGCUGCACAUGCGCAGAAAGGCCAUUCUCCAUGAACUUUACAAGCAUUUCCAAAAAAACAUCGCGCGCAUGCCGGCAUACAUAUUCUAUACGUCCCUGCCACAGAUUGUGGCAAGAAUAGCACACCCGAACCGGGACGUAUUCAAGGUGCUAGAGCAGAUGAUCCUCAAAGUAGUCGAAGCCCAUCCUCGGCAGGCUCUCUGGAGUCUCUUCCCUCUCAUGACGACUAGACAAGACGGCGAGCGUCGAAUCCGAGGAUCCGAGAUCCUGCAGGCUGUACGUGGCAUCGGCAAGAACGUGGACAGUGGGAAGCACGGUCUGGGUUCGUUGCUGAGGGCGGGCGAAAAGCUUGCGGAGCAGCUCCUGCUGGUUUGCAACAAUGGUGACUUCCAGAGCAACAGGACAACCACAGCGAGCAUCACGCGGGACCUCAACUUCAACCACAAAUGCACCCCAUGUCCUCUGGUUGUACCUGUCGAGGCUUGCCUAACGGCCACGUUGCCAACACUGACGGACAAUGUCCGCAAACACAAGGCAUUCUCCAGAGACGUGAUUACAAUUGAUUCGUUCCUCGAUCAAGUUCUUGUACUCGGCUCGCUUGCGAAGCCCCGCAAGCUGACGGCACGCGGAACGGACGGCAAGCUUUAUGGCCUGCUCAUCAAACCCAAAGACGACCUGCGCACCGACCAGCGGCUGAUGGAGUUCAACAGCCUCAUCAACCGCUCCCUCAAGAGGGACGCCGAAUCCAGCCGUCGGCAGCUCUACAUCCGCACCUAUGCCGUCACGCCGCUCAACGAGGAGUGCGGCAUCAUCGAGUGGGUCGAAGGCCUCAAGACGCUGCGCGACAUUUUGUUGGGCAUCUACAAGACCCGCGGCAUACAGCCAAACUACAGCGAGAUCCAACAGAAGAUGAAGCAGGCCACCCUGUCGGACGCGAACACGCGCAUCUUCACCGAGGACGUGCUGGGCCAGUUCCCGCCCGUGUUGCCCGAGUGGUUCAUUGCGCAGUUUCCCAACCCAUCGGCGUGGUUCGCCGCGCGGCUCAAGUACACGCGCUCCUGCGCCGUCAUGUCCAUGGUUGGCACCAUCCUGGGGCUGGGCGACCGGCACGGCGAGAACGUGCUGCUGGAGGAAGGCAACGGCGGCAUCUUCCACGUCGACUUCAACUGCCUGUUCGACAAGGGGCUGACGUUUGCACAGCCGGAGCGCGUGCCGUUCCGGCUGACGCACAACAUGGAGGCGGCCAUGGGCAUCUACCGAUACGAGGGGCCGUUCCGACACUGCAGCGAGCUGACGCUGAGGAUCCUCCGGCAGCAGGAGGAGACGCUCAUGACGAUCCUCGAGGCGUUCAUCUAUGACCCGACGCUGGACCUGCAGAAAUCGAGGAAGAGGAACUAUGAUGUGGUCAAGAUGAAUCCGCCCAGCGUCGUCGAGAGUAUCAGGCGCAAAGUCAGAGGCUUGUUGCCGGAGGAGAGCAUACCACUUGGAGUGGAGGGGCAGGUGGAGGAGCUUAUCAAGCAGGCGGUCAAUCCCAAGAACUUGGCGGCCAUGUAUAUCGGGUGGUGUCCUUUCCUGUAGUGCCUACGUCAGGCGGAAGGAGUUAACGGAUGGUGGUGAGGUGAUUCAGGAGGGUUAGGUCAUUCGGUGGGUUCGGUCGGGUGCAUUUUUCAGGUAGCUUGCGCCUGCAUGUGGACACAUGGAAUUGUCAGACAUGGUUGACUCAGAGCGUUAAGAAUACCCGGGCUGUUAAUGACAGCCUUCUCUUUUGAUAUUCGAGAGUAUUGUUGCUGUAGUAUCUUGAUCACUCGAGAGAGUAGACCCCAGGUUCCGGCGUUUAAAUUGACUAGAAUAGUACA
This is a messenger RNA of Parathielavia appendiculata, 7688 nucleotides long. Its product is annotated as phosphatidyl inositol 3-kinase-like protein. The record is from RefSeq and is a predicted model, not a curated record. Gene Ontology annotation, cellular component: nucleus. The transcript is spliced from 8 exons. Gene Ontology annotation, biological process: telomere maintenance; protein phosphorylation; DNA damage checkpoint signaling. Bases 70 to 7410 code for a protein of 2446 amino acids. Lineage: Eukaryota; Fungi; Ascomycota; Sordariomycetes; Sordariales; Chaetomiaceae. Gene Ontology annotation, molecular function: protein binding; protein serine/threonine kinase activity.